GAGUUUUGGUUUUGAACCCUGCAUUGGUCUCUUACCUGAUAUGAGGACAUGGGCUGUUGGUGUCAGACCCCUCCCAUAACGUGGAUUGAGCUAAGCCUUCUGGAGAGUGAAAAAGAAAACUGAAGAAAGAAAGCAUCUGGGUGACCCAACAGCAGGCGAUGGGUGAAGACGCCCAGUCACAGGAGAUGGCAUCCACGAGCUCCCUGAGGGCCACUGAGCCCAGCCCUGAGGUCAGGCAGAAUGGGGACUCAGAGGGGAGGGAAGGGAGACCCCAGAAUAUGCCUGUAGAACAUCACUUUGCGUGUAAAGAGUGUGGGGAUGCCUUUCGGCUUAAGGUUCUCCUCGUGCAGCACCAGAGAAUUCACAGUGAGGAGAAGGGCUGGGAGUGUGGCGAUUGCGGGAAGGUCUUCAAGGGGGUCUCUGAAUUCAACGAGCACCGGAAGACCCACGUGGCAGCGGAGCCCCGGCCCGGCCCCAGCCGCACCCUUGACGAUGCGGUGGAGAAGAGGGAGCAAAUGGAGAGGGAGGCGAAGCCCUUUGAGUGUGAAGAAUGUGGGAAAAGGUUUAAGAAGAAUGCCGGCCUCAGUCAGCAUCUGCGCGUCCACAGCAGGGAGAAGCCCUAUGACUGUGAGGAAUGUGGGCGGUCCUUCAAAGUGAACACCCACCUCUUCCGACAUCAGAAGCUUCACACGUCGGAAAAGCCCUUUGCCUGCAAAACGUGUAGCAGGGAUUUCCUGGAUCGCCAGGAACUUCUCAAGCACCAGCGAAUGCACACUGGCCACCUGCCCUUUGACUGUGAUGACUGCGGCAAGUCCUUCCGAGGGGUCAACGGCCUGGCCGAGCACCAGCGCAUCCACAGCGGGGCCAAGCCCUACGGGUGUCCCCACUGCGGCAAGCUCUUCCGGAGGAGCUCGGAGCUCACCAAGCACCGGCGGAUCCACACGGGCGAGAAGCCAUACGAGUGCGGCCAGUGCGGGAAGGCCUUCCGACAGAGCUCCAGCCUCCUGGAGCACCAGCGCAUCCACACAGGGGAGCGGCCCUAUGCGUGCGGCGACUGCGGCAAGGCCUUCCGGGGGCCCUCCGACCUGAUCAAACACCGGCGGAUCCACAGCGGACUGAAGCCCUACGAGUGCGACAAGUGCGGAAAGGCCUUCCGGAGGAGCUCCGGCCUGAGUCGCCAUCGGAGGACCCACAGCGGAGCAAGGCGCUGCGAGUGCAGCGAGUGCGGCCGCGUGUUCAAGAGGCGCUCGGCGCUGCAGAAGCACCAGCCAACCCACCGCGAGUAGAGGAGGCCGGGUGCCCCACGGCCCGCAGCGGGGUCCUGCCGGGGCUUCGGCCCCCGGGUGUGGAGGGCAGAGUCAAAGGAGAUGAACAGUUUUGUAGCGCUUCUAUAUUUGAUCGUCAGAAAGGUUGAAACCAAUUUCUACUGCCACCAGCAAUUUAUAGGUGUACGUGUUUCCCAUUUUGCCUAUGGACAGUAGCUUCUACCAUUUUGAUUUCUUUGGGCUGGUUCAGCUGGCAUCAAGUACCUUUAAGGUAUUUAAAUCCACAGGCCUUGAAUCUGAGAAUGAGAAAAGAGAAACCUGGAUGUGGGGGUGGAGACAGGGCUCGUUGUUCCCCCCCACCCCAAGCUCCCUGCUCAGGGAAACUGAGAUGUAGAGCUAUUCUGUGAUGGCCUUGAUGUAAUGUGAUCCCAACUUUCCCGAAGACAAGAUCACCCCAAGGUUUUUUGGCCUACUUGAAUUUAUAAAUUUUAGGGUUGUAAAUAGAAUAAUCAGAUGUCUUAUACUACUUAAUUUAUUAAUUUAGUUAUACAUACAUAUUGUAAAUCACAUAUUAUAUAGAAUAAUAUAUUAAUUUAGAAAAUGUUCCUCUUUGCCCCAGCUCCACGCCCUGAGAUCAUUUUAUUCUAAUUCCUCUCAUGUACUUCUAACCCCACCAUUUUCUCCAACCUCAAAGCCCGUUCAGUCAUCAGACAGUCGCAAAGCUUCCAUCCAUCCAAGCUGUGUGCCACAUAGUGCUGUGACAAUCCGUGCACAAGGCUCUCACUAGAAAUUGCCUCCCAAGCCAUAAGUGCACGUCCACAAAACAUUAGUGUGAUUGGUGGUGUUUUUCAGUUCGUCCUAGAGCUCUACAACACAAGCACUUAAAGCUGUUCUGUUUUUAAAGUGACCUUUAAAAGACUUUUUUAAAGCAUCAAAAACUUGUCACGGUGAAGUCAUACUCUUCAGAUUAAGUACUGAAUCUGAGUUAAAUUUCUUUUGUGUCCUUUUGUCUUAAACCAAUUCAGUCUGGUGACUCCCAUGCAGAUCCAAAACUAGCAUCGACUGGGGUUGGUUUCAGGCUAAGGGGUCUGGUCCUCAAGCAGCACCAUUUUGUUCAAGAUAAAGUAGUGGAGAGAACAUCCCCAUGAUAACAGGGACUCUCAAGGACUCAAGUGUAAGGGGACCGUAACCUCUCCUCCUCUGUAAAACAGGGGCAAUCAUAGGACUACCUCCUAAGGUUAUUGUGAGGACUGCAAUGCCACGCCUGGCACGGAGGUACACACUCAGUGAAGGUCCUUUGCCGUCAUCAUUGUAGUUACUGCUGUCGUUCUGUGACUCAGUACCAGAACGUGGGAUGGACCCAGGCCUCCUGACUUCUAGUCUCAUCUUUCUCUCCCGCGAGGACUUAAAAUACUGUUUCCGUUUUCUUGCAUGCAAAUCAUACAUUCAUCUCCUUUGACCAGUUAUCAAGUUACCUUUGGAUAUAUUGACUUUAUACAGCAGUUCUUUCUAUAUCAAUCACGGUGAUCUCUUUUCCAGUUUGAUUGCUUUGCUCUUUGUAGCAGUUUUAUUACAUGUUUGUUCUGCAAGCUUUUGAUUUUUACAUAUCCAAGCAUUCGUUGUUGUCAGUUAAGUCGUAACUUCCAUUGCUUCAGUAGUUAGAGAUGAUGCUAUUUUCUUCUAGAAUUUUAAUUAUAAAUGAAAAGUCGAAAGCCCUGCCCCACCGGAAGGUGGAUGCGCCAGGUGGGCAGGCUGGAUGGAAAUGGGCCAGAGAAGCAGGCUCACUCCUCAUCCAAUAUGCAGACUCUGCAUGUCUGUGGGCAGUACUUGACUAUCUAACCUGGCCACUCAGGCACUCAAGAAGAAUUUCCAUCUCGGACUGGCCAGAACACUCUGACUGUUCCUCAGUAGAGCCCUAGCCAUCACCAGCGGGGCUGGGCCUCACCUAGAUCUAUGGGGGGUGAGGGUCCAAGCUUGGUCCUGGUAGCAGCUGGCCGACUUUCCAGCUCCUGGGAGCCUUGGCUAUGCUCGGCGUGGAUUCAGUGCCUGAGCAGCAGAUCCAGCCAAGAGACAUCUCGGACAUGGGAAGACUCACCCAACUGAUGCUGUCACAUGGAUGGCACCUCCUCCUAGCAAGUGACUCUGGAAUUAGAAAAGUCGGUUUGGCGCCUUCCACUUUUGGCAACUAGGGGGAACUCACCCAUGUGUUCUGACAUCACCUCCUGCAGCCACACCAGGCCUGGGCUGUGACUUGCCACAGCCAUGCCCAGGAAGGCCAUAAAACAAGGGUUUGGAGGGCAAUGAUGCCCUUCUGACGACAGCCCAUGUGGCAUCAAACUAGAAGUUACUCAUCCUGGAGCUGGGCUGGUACAUGCAGCAGGACAGCAGCAUGGGCUAGCCAGGAACCUGGCCCCUCUGGUGGCCUGCAGAGGAUGCAGGUAGAAGCCGGCCACACUGGGGCUAUGGCGUGACUUCCCAGCAAGUGUGCCCAAGCUAGAAGGUGCACCAGAGGGCCUGCCAAGGAUGGGCCCCCCAAGGCUGGGAAGCAGGGUCCCACGGUGACCCUUGUGACCUGAGCCAGAAAGUAUUCUGGAAUGGUUCCCAGGCCACAUCAGGGGCUCUCUGCGAUGUCUCCAUCCUGCCCCCCGGGCUGGAGAGAAGCCGAUAGCACUUGUUACCUAAUGAUUCUUUUCGCUCUGGGGGCUUCAGUUCUUGCAGUAGUUGUGAAUCUGUGUCCAAAAUCACUACUUCCUUCUCUCAUGAGUUUUCUCUUCAAGUUGUUAUGAUGAAUGUGCUACAACUGUCAUUUGGUAAGGAAUGUUGACAUCCAUCGGGGGGGGCAAGUCUGGCACCUUGAUCUGGAAGUACUCUGCUAAUUCUGGCCUGGGUUUUAUGAAGGAUCCAGAUGCAGUAUUAUCUCGGAACUUAGCGGCAUCAUCAUCACUGCUCCAUUUGUACCCAGCCAGGACACAGCAUCUCUCCUUUCCUUUUCUCCAUUCUCAGUUCUGGGAUUUCCUCUCGAACAAACCAUCCUCUAGCAUGAACACGUCUUUUCUGUCACUGUGUUUGCAGGUGAAGUCUGUGCGCUCUCCAAACGCAAGCAGUCUGUGGCUUUAACGUGUGUCCUGUAGUUGCGCCGAGUUCAGUUUUCGUCUCUGGUCACUUGCAGGUGGAUUUCCUUGGAUUCUUUAGGUGUACUGCUGCGUCAGAUGCAAAAUGUGAUCAAACUUCCUGUCGUGUGUGCUUGUCUGUGUAUUCAUGUAUCUACCUCGUUUCAUUUUUCUUUCUGAUUACAUUUAUUCCUUUUGCAAGGCAAACAGAGCAGGUGGGUGACAGAAUGCCAGCUCUCAUUAGAAAUAUGUCCUUUUCUUCUAUUCUGAGAGAAACCCUUCAUUGCUUUUAUUAAAGCUUUCAAUCCUUGCUGAAAUUUCCAAAAGAAAGUGACGGUUUACCACUUCUGCUGCUUAGUAAGAUGGACCGUGCUGAUUAGUUGGGUCAGACUCACUCUUGCAUUUCCAGAACCAGCCCCAGCCACUGGCAGUGGCAUCUUUCUCGCAUGGCAUUGUGUCCCACGUGCCCGAGGCUUUGGCCCAGUCGUGUGCCAUCUGACCCCUACCCCGCACAGGCCACGUUAAUUCAACCAGAACUGAGCACCUGACUCAUGGGCAGCAACCACUCGACAGAGCUGGAGACGAUUGGGCCAGGCCUUCCGGGUUCUCCGUCUGUGAAGGGCAAAGAAGGAAACAGAGAGACAUUUAUAGUUGGUGCUGGAAGAAAGAGGGAGCCACCUGGGGUUUAGAGGAGCUGCCCCCAUAGGCAGCACUGGCUUGAGGGCCUCCUGGCCCUAUCAUGUUCUGGGAUUUCUGGCGAUUGCCCUCCUUGGUCCACUUGUGUCCCCAGCAUAGACUCCCUUGACUUGAACCAGCUUUAGGGGUCUGCAUCUUGCCAUUUGGCUGCUUUUUGAGAAGAGUCACAUGGCUGGCUUUCCUCAUGGUCUGUGUGGCCCUCGUGCCUGGCCCAAGUCCCACCUGACUGCCAUAAACACCUGUUUUAAAUGUGGUACUGUAUUCGGUUCACUAACAUGGGUACACAUCUAUGCCUUCUAGUCUCCGUGAGUUUGACCAGUGCUUAUCUGUCUGGGCAUCAUUCCCAGACUGACCCUGUGUUUGCCCCCGGAAAUGUGUUAAGUCACCACCCACCUUGUUCCUGACUUUGGAAGUAUCCCCCUACUUUUGGCAAAUCUGUCAGAUGGGGGAAUUGAUAACUCCUGUAUGACUAGUAUACUCACAUUAGUUCUUAUUGCAUCUGUUUGGGUGUUUCUCUUCAAAAGUGUAAAGAGUCUCUUUAAACAUGGCCUUCGACAUGACUUGCAUAUCUGAGAACAACUGUGUCCUACCCCAGUUCGUAUUUUGGUUGUUGGCGCUCUUUUCUUGUUCCUCCCCGAUCUCCUUAACUUGUCUGUUUUAUGGCACUUACUAUAAUCAGCCUUGCACUAGAGCUUCGCUCUCCCCGGCCUCCCCAACCUGGUAGAUUGUGAGCUCUUAGAAGACAGAGGUGGCCCUUCACGUCUGAUUCCCCUACCAGAUCUAGCACAGUGCCUUGCAUCAAGUAGAUUUCAAUAAAUAUAUGUGAAAUGGCA
Molecule: messenger RNA, 5904 nt
Organism: Vicugna pacos (alpaca)
Lineage: Eukaryota; Metazoa; Chordata; Mammalia; Artiodactyla; Camelidae
Source: RefSeq, a predicted model, not a curated record